AUGAACAUAAAAAAACUUUUCCUGUUUGUUAUAAUUGGCGUUACUGUCGCUUCUGGAGUAAAAGUGAGGGUUAAGAACAAAUGUUGGUGGCCACUCAAAGUGCAUAUUGGCAACGGUGACAAUGGUCGUUGGAUUGGUGCUGGAGAAGACAGUUGGGGAACCAACGGCCGAUCAGAUCGAACCUGGGCUGAACAACCUGGCAUCUGGGGUGAUAACACACUCGCUGAAAUUAACGACGAUAAUGGUCGCAUUUGGUACGAUAUCUCUCUUGUCGAUGGUUUCACAUAUCCAAUGGCUCUUGUUCCGGUUGGUGGUGGUGGAGGCAACCGUAGAAACUUGUAUUGUAUCGGCUGGAAUAUCCUAAACGAGUGUCCGAACGACUUAAAGGUUUGGGUUGAUGGUAAUGUAAGGGCAUGUAAAAAUCAUUCCGUAAACCCAACCCAUUUCAAGUCCAGAUGCCCAGACGCCUAUUCUUGGUGGGGAGAUGAUAAAUCUUCCAUGGCUGAUACUUGGAAUCCUGACCACAUGGAAAUCACUUUUUGCCCAUGAACUUUGUAUGACUACAUACAGUAAAAACUCCGUUACGGUACUGUCGCAAAUCGACACGAUUGCUAUCUUUUUUUAUCUUCUAUUCUCUUUCAUCUUCUUUAAUCUGUAAUUAGUUUCAUUUCUUUUCGUUCUUCUUACACAUAUAUAUAUAUAUAUAUAUAUAUAUUAUAUUGUUUUCUUUCAUUCCUUACACAAUAAACUUCGUGUAUAAACAUCGGCAUAUGUAUAUAUAUCUACGAAAGAAAAAGAAAAGAGAACAAGUAUCUAAAAAUUGGCGACCCUAUAAAACAACAUCCAAGAAAAUCAACAACAAUACAAAAAAAAUGAAAAUUUAUUUCAUAUUCAAUUAAAUUAUUUUACAAGUUACAUUAGUCAAAGCCUCUAUUAUUUAUUUUAUUCAGCACAUUUCUCUGAAUUCCAUUUCUAUGAAUUUAUUAAAAAAUAAACUUAAAUUCCAUUAUCUAUUUUAUUUCAUAUAUAAAUAAAAUUCAACGUUUAUCGAUUCAUCAAAAUUUAAAUUUAAAUUAAAUUAAAUUAUUUGUUUUAUAAAAUAAAUAAAAGAAACUUAUUUAUGGAAUAAAAAUGAAAAUGAAAUUCAAAAUU
Molecule: messenger RNA, 1152 nt
Organism: Rotaria sordida
Lineage: Eukaryota; Metazoa; Rotifera; Eurotatoria; Philodinida; Philodinidae
Source: the annotation of a GenBank genome assembly